Tupaia belangeri chinensis (Chinese tree shrew) is the source of this 1311-nucleotide messenger RNA. It is a transcript of the gene CHID1, whose product is annotated as chitinase domain containing 1. Gene Ontology annotation, biological process: carbohydrate metabolic process. Gene Ontology annotation, molecular function: oligosaccharide binding; chitin binding. Gene Ontology annotation, cellular component: endomembrane system. The transcript is spliced from 12 exons. NCBI's taxonomy places the organism in Eukaryota, Metazoa, Chordata, Mammalia, Scandentia, Tupaiidae. The coding region runs from base 43 to 1224 and encodes 393 amino acids. The record is from RefSeq and is a predicted model, not a curated record.
CCCCAGGACGCCAAGGGCGGACCCCACCGUGACACGCCCACCAUGCAGAUGCUCCUCCAGCUCCUCUGCCUCGCUCUGGCUUGUGCUUCUGCUCAGGCCACUCUGUCAAAGUCAGACGCCAAAAAAGCUGCCUCGAAGACGCUGCUGGAGAAGACUCAGUUUUCAGAUAAGCCUGUCCAGGAUCGGGGGCUGGUGGUGACGGACCUCAAAGCUGAGGAUGUCGUUCUUGAGCAUCGCAGCUACUGCUCGUCCAGAGCCCGGGACAGACAUUUCACCGGGGAGGUCCUGGGCUACGUCACUCCAUGGAACAGCCACGGCUAUGACAUCGCCAAAGUCUUUGGGGGCAAGUUCACACAGAUCUCCCCGGUGUGGCUGCAGCUGAAGAGGCGUGGCCGCGAGAUGUUUGAGAUCACGGGCCUUCACGAUGUGGACCAAGGGUGGAUGCGAGCCAUCAGGAAGCAAGCCAAGGGCCUGCGCAUAGUGCCUCGGCUCCUGUUUGAGGAUUGGACUUACGACGAUUUCCGGAAUGUCUUCGACAGUGAGGAUGAGAUAGAAGAGCUCAGCAAAACCAUGGUCCAGGUGGCAAAGAACCAGCAUUUUGAUGGCUUUGUAGUGGAGGUCUGGAGCCAGCUGCUGAGCCAGAAGCACGUGGGCCUCAUCCACAUGCUCACCCACGUGGCCGAGGCGCUGCACCAGGCCCGGCUGCUGGCCAUCCUGGUCAUCCCACCUGCUGUCACUCCUGGGUCGGACCAGCUGGGCAUGUUCACGCACAAGGAGUUUGAACAGCUGGCCCCCGUUCUGGAUGGCUUCAGCCUCAUGACCUACGACUACUCCUCAGCGCAGCAGCCUGGUCCUAACGCACCACUGUCCUGGGUUAGAGCCUGUGUCCAGGUCCUAGACCCCAAGUCCAAGUGGCGAAGCAAGAUCCUCCUGGGGCUUAACUUCUAUGGCAUGGACUAUUCAGCCUCCAAGGAUGCCCGCGAGCCUGUCGUUGGAGCCAGGUACAUCCAGACGCUGAAGGACCACAGGCCUCGGAUGGUGUGGGACAGCCAGGCGGCAGAGCACGUCUUCGAGUACAAGAGAAGCCGCGGCGGCAGGCAUGUGGUCUUCUACCCGACUCUGAAGUCCCUACAGGUGCGGCUGGAGCUGGCCAGGGAGCUGGGCGUCGGGGUCUCCAUCUGGGAACUGGGCCAAGGCCUGGACUACUUCUAUGACCUGCUGUAGGCCGCAGCGCAGCCCAGAGCGGGCGUGGACUGUUGUACACCGUGGACGGCGACGCUGUGAAAUACAGGCUUGUGCCGUCUGCUGGGC